AUGGAGUUUCUUCCCAUAGAGCCAAUUGUUGUGAAAAACGAUGACAAUAAAGUAAAUUUAAACACGGGAAAACAAGCAAUCACACAUGAUAUAGUAUUUACAUGGUUCGACAUACUGGUUUACGAGUUCAUGGAAAAUGGGACUCUGAGAGAUCACCUCUAUCAUUCAGAUGACAAAUCUGAGAAAUCAACUUCACGGUCUGAAUUGUCUUGGGAGCAAAGAGUAGAAAUAUGCAUUGGUGCAGCAAAGGGCCUGCACUAUCUACACACCGGUCCAGCUGGAGGAAUCAUUCACCGUGACGUUAAGUCAACAAACAUUCUUCUCGAUGAACGUUAUGUGGCUAAAGUUGCCGACUUCGGCCUUCCAAAAUCUGGCCUUCCUGAUCCGGAAAACUUCACCAUGGGUGUAAAGGGUAGCUUUGGUUAUCUUGAUCCAGAAUACCUUACAACCCUACAGUUGACAGAGAAAUCUGACGUAUACUCCUUUGGAGUUGUACUUCUUGAAGUUCUCUGUGCUAGACCGGCUAUCAUACAGUCAUCUCGGUUGGAUGAGAUGAACUUAGCAGAAUGGGGGAUGUUGUGGCAAAAGAAAGGCCAACUCGAGAAUAUUAUUGAUCCGGUGCUUGUUGGUAACAUUAAGCCAAGUUCAUUGAGAAUAUUUGGUGAUACUGCAGAAAAGUGUUUGAAGGUAUUUAGUAUUGAGAGGCCGACUAUGCAUGAAGUGUCAUAUUACCUAAAUUAUGCACUGCGGCUUCAAGAAACUGGGAUGCCCAGAGAGCCAUUUGAGGACAGCACAACGACUACCAUAACAUCAUUGGAAUUGCAGUUUCCAAUUGUGUUGAACUUUCCUGUUCAUGAAGAUGAUGAUGCACCCAUUGGAGGGGAUGAUAGUUUUGAUAUAGAGGUUUGUGAAGUCUAA
Messenger RNA from Juglans regia (Persian walnut), 918 nucleotides. RefSeq names its product probable receptor-like protein kinase At5g59700. Lineage: Eukaryota; Viridiplantae; Streptophyta; Magnoliopsida; Fagales; Juglandaceae. Gene Ontology annotation, biological process: protein autophosphorylation. Gene Ontology annotation, molecular function: ATP binding; transmembrane receptor protein tyrosine kinase activity. The record is from RefSeq and is a predicted model, not a curated record. The coding region runs from base 1 to 918 and encodes 305 amino acids. The transcript has 2 exons. Gene Ontology annotation, cellular component: plasmodesma; plasma membrane.